CUUCACAUGUUUCAGCUCUAGAGCUAUUCAUAUCGAAAUGCUGGACAAUAUGUCUACCGAUGCUUUCAUCAAUGGUUUGCGCUGUUUUAUUGCAUUGCGUGGAGCAGUGCGCCAAAUUAAAUGUGACCAAGGCACCAACUUUGUAGGAGCCAAGAAUGAGCUGAAAAAUGCUCUUAAGGAGAUUGAUGCUGAUCGACUGACUGUGUUCUUAGCUGAGAAGCAGUGCGACUUUGUCCUAAAUGCACCCCAUGCAAGUCAUACUGGUGGGGUAUGGGAGAGGCAAAUCAGAACAGUGAGGAAUGUUCUUCGCUCAACUCUCUCACUCUCUUCUGGAAGACUGGACGAUGCUUCACUGCGGACAUUCUUUUAUGAAGCUAUGGCAAUCGUAAACAGCAGACCACUCUCAGUUGAUAACUUAAAUGACCCAAACAGCCUUGCACCUCUCACACCUAAUAACCUGCUUACAAUGAAGUGCAUCCCAGCAUUGCCACCACCCGGCAGAUUUAUUAGAGAAGACAUCUAUGCAAGGAAGAGGUGGCGUCAUGUUCAGUACCUUGCAGAGCAAUUUUGGAGUCGUUGGCGUAAAGAAUAUCUGUCCAACAUUGCCACUAGACAGUGCUGGCACACAGCAAAGAGAAAUCUGCAAGUAGGAGACAUUGUCAUGGAAAAGACUGAUCUGCCCAGAAAUGAGUGGCGACUGGCCAGAGUAACGGAGACUACUACAGAUAAAGACGGGCUUGUGAGAAGAGUCAAGAUAUGCUUUGGUGACCGGAAUCUAGAAAAGGAUGGUCGUCGCCUGAACAAGCUGUCUGUCAUUGAACGCCCAGUACAGAAGCUGGUCCUGUUGCUAGAAACAGUCUAGCUAAUUCUAAGAGCAACCAAGUGUAUCCUUUUCUUCAUAUGACUUACAUUCCAGAAUUAAUUUACUUUAGUAUGAACACUUUAUGUGCAUGCUUUUGAGCAGAAGGUCAUCUUUAAUUGAAAAUCAUUUGUAAUUUGUUCUUUAAAUGUUACAAAAAAAAAAAUUACUCUUGAUUGGUGGGAGUAUAAAUAACCCUCUGAUUAUUUGAGUUAAUUUCCUGCGUUUAUAUGUUAUUUUGAUAUUAGUUAGGUAUUUUCUAGAUAAUAAUUAUAUGUUUGUGAUGUUUUGAAAUGCUUCUUUGCACUCUUUAAGUUGUUUAUCCGAUGGAGACUUUUAUUUUGAAAGACGGCUUGCAGGAAAAAAGGCGCGGCGCUCGCUAAAACACGGAAACAGAGACCGCGGAGAUCGCAGAGAAGGAGAGCACGCGUACAGAAACGGAGACGGAACAAAGUUAACAUAAAUAAUUAAGAACACUUUAAAAAAGUAAAAAGGAAAUUAGCAUCGUUUUGUUUUAUUUUAACUUUGAUAUUUUAACACCUGGUUGAAAGGGAGAACAAGCUCUUACGGUGUUGUGACAAUAAAAACACAAAAGGAAGGCAACACAA
Messenger RNA from Puntigrus tetrazona (Sumatra barb), 1467 nucleotides. RefSeq lists its product as uncharacterized. The transcript has 2 exons. The record is from RefSeq and is a predicted model, not a curated record. Bases 38 to 862 code for a protein of 274 amino acids. NCBI's taxonomy places the organism in Eukaryota, Metazoa, Chordata, Actinopteri, Cypriniformes, Cyprinidae. Gene Ontology annotation, molecular function: nucleic acid binding. Gene Ontology annotation, biological process: DNA integration.